Messenger RNA from Tuber aestivum (summer truffle), 1045 nucleotides. The record is from the annotation of a GenBank genome assembly. Lineage: Eukaryota; Fungi; Ascomycota; Pezizomycetes; Pezizales; Tuberaceae.
AUACCGUAACAGACCCGUGCAGGAAAAAAAAAUUGACCCCGCCUUCUUGACCUCUCCGCUAGGCAAUUACCCCACAAUUUAUUCCGCUCCCGAAUUAAAGUACCCUGCUGUACUCGAGCACAGUACAUCCAGCUCUCGAUCCCCCGCCACCACAUCCAAUCAGCCGACCUAACCAAACCAAAUCAUGUCCUCCGAACUCCUAACCCGUCCGCGUACGUCCCCCCCCCCCGCCCUACGCUUCCCCCAAACACUAACCUCCAAAAAAAAACCCUGCCCACAGUAACCUCUGCAACGCUCACCAUCCGCGUAAUCAAAAACUUCCCUUACCGCACAGCGAAAAACCUCGUUCUGCACAAUCUCGACUUAACAACCCUCACAUCCGGCGCCCUGAAAGAGCGUGUGCGCAGCGAGAUCCUAUCUUCCGCGAGCGGCGGCGGCGGUGGGUGGAAAGCUUAUAAGGGGAUUAUUGGGACUCUCGGUCCGUUAUAUCGCAAAACGGGCGCAGAUGGGAGGGGGUGGGGCUAAUGCGAAGAGAGGGAGAGAUAGAUACGUUAAAGCUCUAUACCAAGGCGCAUGGGACAAAGACUAACAACUUGAUCAUCAAUCUGGAGGAUGAAAGGGAUGAGUUGAUUUUUGGGGAUGAUGAGAAGACGCUGGAGGGGUACAAGUGUGGUGAGUGAGUUCGCUCUACUGUGCAAGUACUUACGCUUGUUUGUACGGCAGGAGGUUAGACUAGAGAGGUUUAGAUUGCUAACCGCGGGGGCCGUAGAGCAUGAAACGGAGCUUUCGUUCUUCAGGCUGGAGGAUUAUUUGGAGUUUAAGAGGAACCCCGAGGAGAAGUGGUAGUGUUCUAUCGCCUUAGAGAUGAAGGCGAUGCGAUGGGAUGAGUGAGGGUGGGAUCCGGCGAGCCCCGAGUGUCAGUAUCCAUCUGAAUUAACCCCCGAAGUUCACCCCAGGCCUAUAUAUUUCAGAGAUGUGAAUCAGCUUCAUGUUUUCCCCCGCAGUUGGUAACCCGCUCUAGCUACUAUUAAAUCUUGAGCCACCC